Molecule: messenger RNA, 1148 nt
Organism: Erigeron canadensis
Lineage: Eukaryota; Viridiplantae; Streptophyta; Magnoliopsida; Asterales; Asteraceae
Product: esterase OVCA2-like
Exons: 9
Coding region: 346-1005 (219 amino acids)
Source: RefSeq, a predicted model, not a curated record
UAUGGGCCCACUUUUGUUGAAGCAAGGAUAUGGAUUGCAACUUAACAUACCUGGAAUUUGUAGAGCUAAAGAUGGUUCUACAUACAAUAUUUGAGUACCAAUUGGGUAAUCAUGGGCUCAAACCCGGACCGAACCGGUUGUGGCCCGGAGCGGACAAAAAACCUAAAUGGGUUAAAAUUGAGGAGCCUAAACUGGACCAUGCCUUUCCGGUUUGGGUUUGGUCCAGGUUAAGUAACCCGAGACCCCAUUCUUUUUACAAAAUGAAGAUCAGAGGACAGAGUAGAGGAUCACCGAGUCACUUUCACAGAUAAGUUAUGGACCGCCGACGGGGUUGCGAAACAAGGCAUGAUGCAACAAUCGACCAAUAUUCUAAGGACUCCAAAGAAACCUAGAUUUCUAUGCCUCCAUGGACACUUGUCGAGUGCUACAAUACUUGAACAACAACUUAAAGUGUGGCCAGAAUCAGUUACCAGUAAAAUGGAAUUCGUAUACGUCAAUGGAAGUGUCCCCCUCGACUACGAUGAUGGAACAUCAGUCGAUCAAUAUUUUGGAUGGUUCGACUUCGACAAGGUUACUAUGGAUCAGUAUGAAAUAAUUGACGAAGGAAUUGCAUAUAUAGAAGAUCGUAUGAUAGAGCUUGGACCGUUCGACGGAUUGCUUGGUUUUUCUGAAGGAGCCCUUAUAUCAGCAUCAUUACCAGGAUUGCAGCAACAGGGGCUUUGUCUCAAAAAAGUUGAGAAAAUUGAACAUGUUAUCGUAAUUUCUGGAGGUGGAUAUCCAGUACCAGAGCUUACAGAACCAGCUUUACCUUUUCCGAUAAAUAUUCCAUCCCUUCACAUUUUUGGAGAAACUGACAUUGCAAGGCGACAUGCACCAGAACUCGUCGACGCAUAUGUGGAUCCACUAGUUUUAUACCAUCAUGGUGGUCAUGAGGUGCCGAAACUAGACGAAGAAGGAUUGAGAAUCAUGUAUGAAUUCCUUGAGAGAAUUAAUGCAAUCUUUUGAUAAAGUUGCUUCCUGUAUUGUUGCAUUUUUUUUUUGUCGUUUGUAAAAUUUAUAUACCAAGCAAUGUUAUUUUACAACAUACUUGAAAUGUAAGAUGGUUCAAUCAAUAAAAAGCGGUAAAAUAAAGAGACAACGAUUCUUCU